GUAACUGGGGAUUAUGGUCAAGCUGGACAACAUGUAGUUCUAGUUGUAACUCUGGUUUUAAAACGAGACACCGCCUCUGUAAUUAUCCAGUACCAUCGUUUAAUGGUUCAUACUGUCACGGGACGUCCUUUGAAGUACUUAACUGUAGUAUUGCAAGGUGUAGAGUUGAUGGUAAUUGGGAUACGUGGAGUCUAUGGUCAGUUUGCAAUGCAACUUGUGAUGGUGGUGUAAUAGAGCGUACACGGAAUUGCAAUAAUCCAUAUCCAUCUGCUGGUGGAUCUACAUGUUCAGGGAUGGCCGAGGAAACAUUACUUUGUGCUGAGAGUAAUUGUCCUGUCAAUGGCGACUGGUCAGAAUGGAAUGGAUGGAGCUUGUGUUCGACCUCAUGUGGAUCGGGGAACAGGACAAGGACCAGACUUUGUGAUAAUCCACCCCCAUCUUAUGGCGGAAGCUUUUGUAACGGAAAUACUUCCGAUCUGGAUUUUUGCAAUCCACAUGAAUGUCCGGUCGAUGGCAGCUGGAGUGGAUGGUCUGCCUGGAAUACCUGUAGUGAAACAUGUAAUGGUGGAAUUCAGGAUAGAACUCGGAAAUUUGAUGCCCCUCAACCAAUCAAUGGAGGACUUUACUGCAAUGGACCAAUGAUAGAAAGUCGUCCAUGUAACAACAUGAAUUGUGAAAUUGAUGGGAACUGGGGAACGUGGAGUAUAUGGUCAGUAUGCAAUGCAACGUGUGGUGGUGGUGUGAAGAAACGUACACGUAAUUGCAAUAAUCCAUAUCCAUCUGCUGCUGGAUCUCCAUGUUCAGGAAUGGUAGAAGAAUCAUUACUAUGCGCCGAGAAUAAUUGUCCUAUCAAUGGCGGCUGGAUAGAAUGGAAUGGAUGGAGCUUAUGUUUGACCUCGUGUGGAUCGGGGAACAGGACAAGGACUAGACUUUGUGAUAAUCCACCCCCAUCUUAUGGCGGCAUCUUUUGUAACGGAAAUACUUCCGAUUUGGAUUUUUGCAAUACACAUGAAUGUCCGGUUAAUGGUAACUGGGGUAGUUGGUCUUCCUGGAACAUCUGUAGUGCAACAUGUGACGGUGGAAUUCAGGAUAGAACUCGAAAAUGUGAUUCCCCUCACCCAAUCAAUGGAGGGCUUUACUGCAAUGGAACGAUGAUAGGAAGUCGUCCAUGUAACAAUAUUAAUUGUGAAAUUGAUGGACAGUGGGGGACAUGGCAGGAAUGGGAAGCAUGAAAUACCACCUGUGGAAACGGAUUUCAACAACGAAUACGGAAAUGUGACAGUCCUUCUCCGUACUUUGGUGGAUCGGAAUGUAUUGGACUUGAUUUC
Molecule: messenger RNA, 1328 nt
Organism: Mytilus trossulus (common blue mussel)
Lineage: Eukaryota; Metazoa; Mollusca; Bivalvia; Mytilida; Mytilidae
Product: hemicentin-1-like
Exons: 8
Coding region: 294-1232 (312 amino acids)
Source: RefSeq, a predicted model, not a curated record